CAGAAGAAAAGAGAGAGGAGGAGGAGGAGUGGGUGAGGGACACCCCCCCCCGGCCCUCUGUAACGAAGGGUGCGCGUGCUUGCUCUGGGCGGUUGCGUGACUGAUUAAAAAGGUGGCGACUGGGACAGGAACGGCGCGCGUGCUUCGUUAAACGACUUAUCGCUGUCGUCGGCGCGUGGUCGGAGACUCGUCUGCCUCUCCCUUCCCCUCCCGCGCGCUCUCGUUCUGUCCCUGUCGUUUGUGAGUGUGCACCAGUGGGGGAGGGGAGCGAAUGAGGAGCCUCUGCCCUCCGCCGGUUCAUUUUUGUAUUCAUCUCUUCCAUGGUUGCUGCUCCACCCCUUUGGCUGGAUAGCCUUUGCCUGUUUCGCCGGGGUCCUAGAAAAGAAAAAAGGCUCGCGGCGGAGGGGGUGGGAAAAAGGUGACGACCUGGCGGCGGUAGCAAAAGGCAGGCGGGCGGGCGGCUGAGGCCCAGAGGAGAAAGAAACGGGGAGCGGCGGCAACUGGAGAAAUUUUCGGCGUAGCCAUUGGAACCUCCGGGACGGAUUUGGGCUGUUCGGUGUGAAAGGACUGGAUUUAACGUGGUGUGCUGUUUGGCGGCGGCGUGGUGUGCGGGUUGCGCGGAGGGGAUCCUGCCGGCGCCCCCUCCCGCCUCGGCCGCCUGCAAGGAUAAUUCUGACCUAUCUGGACCAUGGCCGACGACGACGUGCUGUUCGAGGAUGUCUAUGAGCUCUGCGAGGUGAUCGGCAAGGGUCCAUUCAGUGUUGUGCGGCGAUGUAUCAACAGAGAAACUGGGCAACAGUUUGCUGUCAAGAUUGUCGAUGUAGCAAAAUUCACUUCAAGUCCAGGCUUAAGUACUGAAGAUCUGAAGAGGGAAGCAAGUAUCUGUCACAUGCUGAAACAUCCUCACAUUGUUGAACUUCUGGAGACCUAUAGUUCUGAUGGAAUGCUAUAUAUGGUUUUUGAAUUUAUGGAUGGUGCAGAUCUCUGCUUUGAAAUUGUAAAGAGAGCAGAUGCUGGUUUUGUGUACAGUGAAGCCGUAGCCAGUCAUUACAUGAGACAGAUAUUGGAAGCGCUGCGCUAUUGUCAUGAUAAUAAUAUAAUUCACAGGGAUGUGAAGCCACACUGUGUACUACUUGCUUCAAAGGAAAAUUCAGCACCUGUAAAACUUGGUGGUUUUGGAGUUGCUAUUCAAUUAGGAGAAUCAGGACUUGUUGCUGGAGGACGUGUAGGAACUCCUCAUUUUAUGGCUCCAGAAGUAGUAAAAAGAGAGCCUUAUGGAAAGCCUGUAGAUGUAUGGGGCUGUGGAGUUAUUCUUUUUAUUCUGCUUAGUGGUUGUUUACCUUUUUAUGGUACAAAAGAAAGAUUGUUUGAAGGCAUUAUCAAAGGAAAAUACAAGAUGAAUCCCAGACAGUGGAGCCAUAUAUCUGAAAGUGCCAAAGAUCUAGUUCGGCGCAUGCUAAUGCUUGACCCAGCUGAGAGAAUAACUGUUUAUGAGGCACUUAAUCAUCCUUGGCUGAAGGAGCGUGAUCGCUAUGCAUACAAGAUUCAUCUUCCAGAAACUGUGGAACAGCUGAGAAAAUUCAAUGCAAGAAGAAAAUUGAAGGGGGCAGUACUGGCAGCUGUAUCAAGCCACAAAUUCAAUUCCUUCUAUGGUGAUCCCCCUGAAGAACUGCCAGAUUUCUCGGAAGACCCAACUUCCUCAGGAGCAGUUUCACAGGUGUUAGACAGCCUAGAAGAAAUUCAUGCACUUACAGAUUGCAGUGAAAAAGACUUAGACUUUCUGCAUAGUGUUUUUCAAGAUCAGCAUCUUCAUACAUUACUAGAUCUCUAUGACAAAAUUAAUACAAAAUCUUCACCACAAAUAAGAAAUCCACCAAGCGAUGCUGUACAGAGAGCCAAAGAGGUACUGGAAGAAAUUUCAUGUUACCAAGAAAAUAGUGAUGCAAAAGAACUUAAACGUAUUUUAACUCAACCUCAUUUCAUGGCCUUACUCCAAACUCAUGAUGUAGUGGCACAUGAAGUUUACAGUGAUGAAGCAUUAAGAGUUACUCCACCUCCCACAUCCCCAUAUUUAAAUGGAGAUUCUCCAGAAAGCAUAAAUGGAGACAUGGACAUGGAGAAUGUCACAAGAGUGCGAUUGGUUCAGUUCCAAAAAAACACAGAUGAACCAAUGGGAAUCACUUUAAAAAUGAAUGAACUGAAUCAUUGCAUUGUAGCAAGAAUUAUGCAUGGAGGAAUGAUUCACAGGCAAGGUACACUUCAUGUAGGGGAUGAAAUUCGGGAAAUAAACGGAAUUAGUGUGGCAAAUCAAACAGUGGAACAACUUCAGAAAAUGCUUAGAGAAAUGAGAGGCAGCAUCACCUUCAAGAUUGUGCCAAGUUAUCGCACUCAAUCUUCUUCAUGUGAGAGAGAUUCCCCCUCUACAUCCAGACAGUCCCCAGCUAAUGGCCAUAGCAGCAUUAACAAUUCUAUUUCGGACUUGCCAUCAACAACACAACCAAAAGGACGACAGAUAUAUGUAAGAGCACAAUUUGAAUAUGAUCCAGCAAAAGAUGAUCUUAUUCCCUGCAAGGAAGCUGGUAUCAGAUUUAGAGUUGGCGAUAUUAUCCAGAUUAUUAGCAAAGAUGAUCACAAUUGGUGGCAGGGUAAACUCGAGAAUUCAAAAAAUGGAACUGCAGGUCUCAUUCCUUCUCCUGAGCUUCAGGAAUGGCGAGUAGCUUGUAUUGCUAUGGAGAAGACUAAACAAGAGCAGCAGGCAAGCUGUACUUGGUUUGGAAAGAAAAAGAAGCAGUACAAAGACAAAUAUUUAGCAAAGCACAAUGCAGUGUUCGAUCAAUUAGAUCUUGUCACCUAUGAAGAAGUGGUAAAAUUGCCUGCAUUCAAAAGGAAAACACUUGUUUUAUUAGGAGCACAUGGUGUUGGGAGAAGACAUAUUAAAAAUACACUAAUUACAAAACAUCCAGACCGAUUUGCAUAUCCUAUUCCACAUACAACCAGGCCACCAAAGAAAGAUGAAGAGAAUGGAAAGAAUUAUUACUUUGUAUCACAUGACCAAAUGAUGCAGGACAUUUCCAACAAUGAAUAUUUGGAAUAUGGUAGCCAUGAAGAUGCAAUGUAUGGGACAAAACUGGAAACAAUACGGAAGAUCCAUGAACAGGGAUUAAUUGCAAUACUUGAUGUAGAGCCUCAGGCCUUGAAGGUCCUGAGAACUGCAGAGUUUGCUCCUUUUGUUGUUUUUAUUGCUGCACCUACAAUUACCCCAGGCAUUAAUGAGGAUGAAUCUCUUCAACGCUUGCAAAAGGAAUCAGAAAUCUUACAGAGAACAUAUGCACACUACUUUGACCUUACAAUUAUCAACAAUGAAAUUGAUGAAACAAUCAGGCAUCUGGAAGAAGCUAUUGAGCUUGUUUGUAAAGCAUCGCAAUGGGUUCCUGUUUCCUGGAUAUAUUAAUCCAAUUACCAGAAGAAUGUGAUCAUUAUUGGAAGCCACCUCAUACUUGGAAAAACCUCUUUGUUAUUGACCUAUGUCAACAGGUCUUGGCCCCUAGAGACUACCUAGAUGUAGUGUGACCUACAUUUAUAAUUAUUGUCAUGUCCUUAUAGCUAGGCAAAAAAUAUGAUAAUUUAAAGAGACAGUAUCUUUUUUAAUCAGUUCUAAAUUUUAUUAAAAUGUAUCUUUAAAUAUAUGUAUUCAAUCUUUUGGAAUGUUAUAUUUUUGGAACUCAUAGCUUUUAAUUUCAAAGCCCCCUAAAACUGCACAAAAUAGAUGCUGCUUUCUAUAAUCUAUUUUAAUAAUAAUGUGAUCUUUACUUUAAUUGGGGGUGGAACAUUGCAUCUUUUAGAGUCUGAUUUUAUGAAUUGGAUUGAGUUGCUUUCCUUUAUUUAUUUGAAAUUAUUAGCCCAAUCAUGACCAGAUCAAUACUUAUAUUCUAAUGGCCUUCUGCUUUUUAAAAUCAUUUUUAGAGUAGCAUUUUGAAGUAUUUUGGUUUAAUAGGCAGAUAAUGUGAUACUGUCUCUUUGAAGAACUCUGUAAAACUGAAUAGAGAUUUGAAGUUGGGUCUUGACUCUUAAUGCAUGUGGACAGUUGCAAGCGUUCAUGCCGUUGGUGUAUCUGUGUUGAAAAACUGUAGUCUACAACCAAGUACAUUCCGUUCAUGGGGGGAAGAUACCCAAGGGAAUAAAAUAAAAUACUAUGACUAAGUUGUAAAACCUAUGCACAUCCCUUGCAUUUUGGGCAAAUUUAUAAACAAAACUCUUAAUUUUUAUUAUUAAUCAUGUAGUGAAAUGUGUUUGUAAUUUUGUCUCAAAUUAAUUUGUUGUAAAGAUGGGAGGGGGAAAAAUUACUGGUUUUGCCAUUUCAGAUCUAUGUUGUCUGAGAGUAUUACCGUUUUAAUUAUGUUUAAGCAAAUAUGCUGAUUUUUAAUAUGUAUGUAAUUGUUUUGAAAAUGCACAUAUUUUAAGAGAAAAUACUGUGCAAUGAAAGAAACCCAGUUUAGGCUUUGCGAUAAAUUAACAGUUCCAAAAAACUCAGCUGCUGCAGCCCUGUAAAUUCUUUUCAGAUUCUAUAUAACCAUUUUUUAAAGUUUUAUUUUAAAUAUACUUCAUUUUACGUGUUCAACGAUUAAAUGCCUUGAGUCAUUCAUUUCAUCACAGGAUUCUACAAUUACUUAAGAAAAACAAUUUUUUGUAGAUAUUUAGAAAAAAGUUCUCUCAUCUUUGUGAUAUUUGACAUUCAUGCUUUAAUUGCACACUCACUCUGCAAAUAAGGGUUGCUUCAUACAUUCAUAUAUUUUAGCACUUGCUUGUAUUAUACAUGCUGAAAAGUAUAUAUUCCCAAAACACAUUGUAAUAAAAUAAAUAUAUGGUUUAGAUUAAAUGGAUUUUCCAAUUGGCCAUGACUCGCUGAGCUAUAUGCUCUGGUUGGAAAAAGUACAACCUUGACAAUGUGUGGAACAGUCCUAAAUCUUAGAUAUGGAGCCUUAAUAAGCAAAUUUUACCAUAAAUUCAUCUCAGGGUUAUUGCUAUAUUCUGAUUUCUCUAACCAAUGUCUUAGCAAGGAUAACAUCUGUUCCCCAUCAUAACAGGAGAUUGUGCAUUAUCAAUCCCAGUUUUUAAUAUCUUUGUGACUCAAAUUUCCGUGUAUCACUGGUAUUACUGUAUCUUGGACUGAUUGUUUUACAUUUUUAUUAUUUAAUAUGGAUUCUUUGCUUUUGUUAUUAAAUUCCAGUAUGUUUUUGAAAAGUGUUAUCUUCAA
Messenger RNA from Thamnophis elegans (Western terrestrial garter snake), 5254 nucleotides. It is a transcript of the gene CASK, whose product is annotated as calcium/calmodulin dependent serine protein kinase. Gene Ontology annotation, cellular component: basolateral plasma membrane; cell-cell junction; plasma membrane. The transcript has 26 exons. Gene Ontology annotation, molecular function: signaling receptor binding; ATP binding; protein kinase activity. Lineage: Eukaryota; Metazoa; Chordata; Lepidosauria; Squamata; Natricidae. Gene Ontology annotation, biological process: protein phosphorylation; regulation of neurotransmitter secretion. The coding region runs from base 689 to 3451 and encodes 920 amino acids. The record is from RefSeq and is a predicted model, not a curated record.